This is a messenger RNA of Heteronotia binoei (common prickly gecko), 3141 nucleotides long. Its product is annotated as zinc finger protein 664-like. Bases 362 to 1819 code for a protein of 485 amino acids. The record is from RefSeq and is a predicted model, not a curated record. NCBI's taxonomy places the organism in Eukaryota, Metazoa, Chordata, Lepidosauria, Squamata, Gekkonidae. Gene Ontology annotation, cellular component: nucleus. Gene Ontology annotation, molecular function: RNA polymerase II transcription regulatory region sequence-specific DNA binding; DNA-binding transcription factor activity, RNA polymerase II-specific. The transcript has 6 exons. Gene Ontology annotation, biological process: regulation of transcription by RNA polymerase II.
GGGGCCUCAAUUGCAGGUGCAAGGUUCUGGCUCUCCACGUCCCCAAGAAAUCUCUGCUGCAGGAGCUUUGGAGGUUUCGUUGAGAAAAGCCUGCUUGGAAGCACAGAGUCUUCAGCCUGCUCUCUGGGAGUCAGGGAAACCCAGCAGCCUCCGUGUGACCAUCCCUUCUUUGGACAGAGACCUAAUGUGGGGAAACAUGUCUGAGGGAGCUAAAUAUUGGACUAUUAGCAUUCGCCAGCUGAAGUUAUCAGCCCUGUGAGAGUCAGGCCCCAUCUGAUGUGCAGAGCAGGCCUCACUUUUAAGGUAGUGGAAGAGCAUCACAGCCAGGUUCCAGGAAGUCUUCUCUUCGGAAACAUUUAAGAUGCAGCCCGCUCAGUGUCCGGUUUCCUUCGAGGAGGUGGCCGUGCGUUUCACCAAGGCCGAGUGGGCACUGCUGAAUCCUGACCAGAGAGCUUUGUACAGAGAAGUCAUGGUGGAAAAUUAUGGGAAUGUGGCCUCACUGGCGAUUCCCAAGCCGGGCCUCAUCUCCUGGCUUCAGGAAAGCGAAGCGCCAUUUCCCCCAAAUCCCGAAGAAGAGGAGAGGUUGGCAGGUAACAGGCAGGAUGGUGAGAAUUACAGCGAGCGAUGUGCGAUCUCUUUCAAAACGACUAGCCAUGAAGUGGAGGAAAAAUCUGCCAGGAAUCCAGAACAGCCAAAGAAGCAGGAAGAAAGCAAAGUAGAGAAGUCAGAGAAUCCGUCUGUAUUUUUCCAGGCUGGCACCCUCUUUGAAAAUCCAUCUCAAGAAGAAUAUGGCAAAGGAAAGAGGAGGAACAGACAUUCUGAAAGCAGAGAAGUCUUGAGUGAUGAAUCCAGCUUUUCUUCCCAUCAGAGAAUCCAUGCAGAGGAUGAAACGUACAAAUGCCCUGAAUGUGGAAAGGGCUUCGGCAGGCUCGCAAGCCUCACUUCUCAUCUGAGAAUCCAUAUGAAGGAGGAGCUCUCUGAGAGUUCAGAGGAGGAAAACAGUUUUGGUCUGAGCGAAGACCUUCCUUCCCAUCCAAGAACUUGCAGAGGGCAAAAACCAUACCAGUGCUUGGAAUGCGGCAAGAUGUUCCAAAGCAAAGCAGGCUUUACUUUGCAUCAGAGAAUCCAUUCAGGGGAGAAACGAUAUAAAUGCUUGGAAUGUGGAAAGAACUUCCGCUGGAGUUCCAACCUCACUGCCCAUCAGAAAAUCCACUCCAAGGAGAAACCAUUUGAGUGCCUGGAGUGCAGGAAGACCUUCAGUUGGAGUGCAUCCCUCACUUUACAUCAGAGAACCCACUCCGGGGAGAAACCCUAUCAGUGCACAGUGUGUGGGAAAUGCUUCAAUCAGAGACCACACCUUACUUCCCACCGAAGAGUCCAUUCUGGAGAGAAGCCCUAUAAAUGCCCGGAUUGUGGAAAAGGCUUCACUCAGAGCUCACACGUGAAGGUGCACCAAACCGUCCACACGGGAGAAAAGCGAUACAAAUGCUUGGAGUGUGGAAAGAGUUUCCGCAUCGCCUCGCACCUUAAAUUGCAUAGAAGAAUCCACACAGGGGAGAAGCCGUAUAAAUGCCAGGAUUGUGGGAAAAGCUUCAACCAGAGCUCCAGCCGUAACGUCCAUCAAAGAACCCAUACCGGGGAGAAACCAUUUAAGUGCCUGCAGUGUGGAAAGAACUUCUGUAGCCGCACACAGCUUAGAGAACAUCACACAAUCCACACCGGAGAGAAAAAAUAUCGAUGUCGGGACUGUGGGAAAAGAUACAGAUGGAGAUGCGAUUUUGCAUACCAUCAACGAACACACCAAGAGGAGAAAUCGUAGAAAUUUAUUGACCAAAGAGCUUUUGAAAUACAACAAGCCUUAUGGAUGUCAAAUCAGUCACAGAGGCCCCAAACUAGUUUUAAUGAUUAAUUAGUUAAGAACCUUUCAUUUUUCAGUGAGUCCUCAAACCUUUGUAAACAGCCAGGAAUCUAAGAAGGGACGAGAUCUGUGGUAAACCUGGCCAUGGAACAUUGCUUGUUAUUCACAACCUCACUACAAUGGGUAGAUGCUCUUUCGUGCUCUUCAUUGGAGAGCCAGUUUAAUGUAGUGGUUAAAUGUGUGGACUCUUUUCUGGGGGAACUGGGUUUGAUUCCCCACUCCUCCACUUACAGCUGCUGGAAUGGCCUUGGAUCAGCCACAGCUCUCGUAGGAGUUGUCCUUGAAAGGCAGCUUCUGGGAGAGCCCUCUUAGCCCCACCCAUCUCACAGGGUGUCUGUUGUGGGGGGAGAAGAUAUAGGAGAUUGUAAGCUGCUGUGAGACACUGAUUCAGAGAGAAGGGCAGGAUAUAAAACUGCUGUCUUCUUCUUCUUCUGAUAACCCCGUGAGACAAUAAUGACUCCAAAUAGGCACAGGGCUUUAAUUUCUCCGAAAUGUACUUGCAGAUGAGAAAACCCCCCCGCAAAGAGCUGCAGAUUUCACUCUUGCACUUCAAGCCUUCUACAGCCCAGCAAUGUAUCCCUUGUUCCCCAGUGCAAUUCACUAUAUACUUUUCUCCUAGUCUUCAGCCAUCUUUGGACCGUUCUCCGUAGGCAGAGAAGAUUCCCAUUUCUAAGCCAUCUUAGUUCAGAUCUUCUAUCUCGGAAGUGGAGCAACUGCUGUUACCUGCCACGACUGUCCCGUUUGCGUUGAGUGUCCUAAAGGAGCCUAUUUCCAUGUGGCUACCAGUCUUUCUUCAGUGACGCUGCGAAGUUAAAUAGGAACAGCUCUGGAUUCUUCGUAACCCAGUUUUGCUUUGUUCUAUUUUAAAAUUGUAAUCCCUUUGUUGCAAAUUGGUCUUAGUAGCUUGUGAGUUGCUUCAGUAGAAAGAUGAUUUAUAUAACAUUAUAAGAAAUAGAAUAGAAAAGAAGAAAAGGGAAGGCAUAAGUUUUGAGAGAGCAAUAUAUGUAUGCAGGUUUUAUACAUAGUAAGUAAGGUUUUGCGGUGGACAGCAAAGGAAGGAGGAAUUUUCAAAAGUGACAGUUUCUUCCCCCCCCCCCCCCCCAAGUAUAAAGUAUGUUUAUUGGUAUUUCAGACAGCAGUACACAUGAUAUAAAAGGAAAAGGACUAAAGCAUCUAAUGUACAAACACAAUAAAAUUUUAAAAUAAAUUACAGAUAUGGCUAA